Messenger RNA from Vitrella brassicaformis, 2606 nucleotides. Lineage: Eukaryota; Vitrellaceae. The record is from the annotation of a GenBank genome assembly.
GUUUCUGAGCAGCUGAGCUGAGGGCGGCAUGAGGCCGCCGUGCCCCUCUCAGGGCUCCAUGAAGCGGGCCCUCCCUUCUGAGACCAUCGCGGAGGGUCUGCCGCGCUUAUUCUACCUGUCGGUGAUGACAUCGGACGCCGCCAUAGUGGAGAGGAGCAAGAACGAACUGCGCGAGGUGGGUGGGCAGGGAGGAAGGCCGAGAAAGGGCCGACUCAGAGGCGUGUGAUGCAUGACGGAACUGGGGUCUUAUUGGUGUUGUGUGUUGUGUGUCGUGUGUCUGACGCCAGAAGCUGAGCGCGUACGAUGCGACGGUUCAGUCGCCUGUGCAGUUGAACCGCACCGUGCCCGAAGAGGGGAAGGACGACGUGCACACCUUCUUUAUCGCCGUCGAGGACGCCGUGGACGAGGAAGCCGUGAGGAAAAUCUUCAUGGAGAUGGAGAGUGAGGACGGACCACUGAUGGAGCUCGCCCCCCUCGUACGCCACCGCACACACGACGUUGCAGAGCUGACGGACGGACCUCUGGCUGUUGUGUUUGUCUGUCAGUUGCUGGGCACCCUGUCGCACAUCAACACGAAGAAGAAGACAGCGGUAGGUGGACGUGGCCAUUUUGUCCUCCAUGUGAUUGUCUUUCACGUGUCGUGUGUAUGCAGUCGACAUCCAUGUCAAACGAGACGCGCACGCCGUUUUCCGGAUCAACAAUGAUGGUGUGUAAGCGCAUUACUCAACAACGUCUGGACCGAUACACAUAUACAUGUGCAAUCUCUUUGCGUGUGGUGUGUGCAUCUGUUGGCUCCUCAGACUAUGAGCCAGCCUCCCAUGACGAACCCUGCGGUGAGUGAAAUGGGUGGGAAUGCAUCGUAUGGUGGCGUCAUCGACCCAUCCAUUCCCUUCUCUGUGUACCCUCAGAUCGUGAGUAGCAGUGUCAACCCGCCUGUGGUAGCACAUGGCCCGUGCAUCUCGACUGCAUUCGAUGGCUGGUCUGUUUGUGCGCUCGACUUUCGUCUCCUUCAGGGUGGUGGUGGUGGUGGUGGUGCUGGUGGUGGUGGCGUGUCGUCUUCAUCUGGCUACGCGGCUGCUGCUGCGGCGGUGAGUAUGGUUGCUCUCGACAAUGCGGAUUUGAUGGGGAUGUGUGAUGGUUGCUUCAGGCGGCUGCUGCGGCGUCGCAGACCAACACGAUAGCUCAGGUGGGUCCACUGCAGACAUACACGAGUGGGUGGAAGGGCAGACCCAUAUGUGUAUUGUCGUGUCAUGUGGGAUCAUGUGCAGGCGCCCCAAGGGCCCCAUGUAUUAGCGACUCCUGUAGCUCAGCGACCCCACGUACAUACACGAAAUGGAUCAAACAACGCACAGACACCCACCCACACAGUGCAAUCAAUCUGCAUUCGGUGUGUGUUUCAGUCGGUGUAUCAGAUGGUGGGCGGAGGCGUUCCGAUGGCUGGCGGCGGCAUGCCCAUGGCUGGUGGCCAGGUACGACCGUGAGAUACUGACGUACAUGUACCUGAGCGCCCGUCUGCAUUGUUGUGUGUGUGUGUGUGGUGAUGGUUCAUUGUGGUGUGUUUGUUUUAGCCGGUACAUCCGACGGUGGGUGGCGGCGCCCCCUACCAGUAUCAGUCGUUCGUUCCUGUGAGCCAAGAGGGACGGGGGAGGGCGGGGGUGGGGCGUGUAUGACUGUCUGUUGUUUGCGUGUCCAUGUGUGUCAGGUGGCGGGCCCCCCGCCUGUACUGCAUCCCUACAACUACGGCAACGUUCAGCACUACCACCCACAGAUGUAUCCGGGUAAGCAGACUGACGGACAAAUGAUUCGGCGACACACGCGCCACAAUGUUUCGUCGCCGUCUCUGUUAUUGUGUGUGCAGGCGGGGGCUACCUGCCGCCGAGCAACUACCCGCCAUGGGGCAACUACAAUCGCGGCCCCUGACGGAAAACAACACCACACACACACGUGAGCAAAGAGGGUGAAAGGGAGAGGGCCUCUUCUGUGAGUACAUGUCCUGCGUGCGUGUCUGUGUGUGGUGCAGAGUUGACCGACAUUGUACAGAUUGGUCAUAGAAUCCCCCGGCCCUGACGCUGCGGCGGCUUCUCUGACGAUAAACAACCAUUACGUAAGUACGCUAGCUGCACACCACAGCCACAGCCGCGCACACGGACUCACGGCUGACCCCCUCUCCCUUUGUCGUGCCGGGGUGUGUGUGUGUGCAGAUUUCCGGCCGGUAGUGGUAGUGCAUGUGUGUGGGAGAAUGAUAGCUAGGAUGGCCCUACGCAAGACGACCAACCGCACCACGACAAUCAAUGCGGCCGUGGACGGCUGGCUGCCCCCUUAUUUCUUUCUUUGGUCUUCUCCGGAGUGCCUGCCCGUCUCUAUUGUUUUGUUGUGUGAUUAUGUGUGGUGUCUGCGUGGCCUGCUGUGUGUGUUUUGGGCCGCCUGGGGUUCGUGUGCAGUAGAGCAAUGGAUACCAAUGGAUGCGGACCGCCAUGGAAAGGAAUGAAUGCUGCUUCAUGAAAGACAGAAGGGGGGAGGGGUGACGGUGCGAAGAUUCAACGAGGUACAUGCAUUGCAGCUCAGGAAGUACCAAGCAGCAGACCCUGCUGCCUUGAAAUGUCCCU